UUACAUUUAAUUCUUCAUCCCCCACUUAUCUUCUCUCCCCUUUGUUGGUGCUCCUCUGUUGCUGUCUCCAGUCUCCUUUUCAAUGAACUCCUGCAGGGUGGAGGACUACUUGCAGCCCGGAAAUCCGCUCCCGGCGGCGGAAAAGACGCGGCCGCCGUCGUCGAAAACCAGGUCAAGGUCCUCAUCUUCUUCAUCUUUGAGCUCCUUCUCCUCCUCAAAAGGUUCCCCCACAACUCCCCUCGAGUCCUCUGGCAUCCCCUUCUCAUGGGAGCACCAGCCUGGUGUUCCCAAGCACCUACAAGGCACCUGCACCACCUUGACAUCUUCUAGAUCCAGGCAUGUGUAUGUGAUCAGCAAGCACCUUCCCCCUCCCCCACUCUUCUCAUUGCCCAGAGGCUCGUCGAACCGGUUCAAUUUCGACUCGGUCUUCGCAUCUCGGAGGAAGAAGCCGGCCGGAACGGUCCACGACCCGUUUUUCGCCGCGCUGGUGGCGUGCUCCAAGGACCAAGUGGCGGAGAACUGCUGGAAGGGGCCCAAGGCCUGCAAAUCUUGGGCUGGUAGGCUCAACUUGGACAGGCUCUAUGCUUCAUGCAAGACCAACUGUGCAGUGCUAGAGUCUCAGGUCUUGCUACCAAGACCCUAUAGAGGUUCUUAUGAUAUGUUGACAAACAAAUCUGCUUGAAGCCCCCUGAAUUAUGUCAUAUUGUGUUCUUCAUAAAAGUGUUGGAAUCUACUAUGUAAUUUUCAUGUGCAUCAAGGAAAAUGCACAUUUGGGUGUUGAAUAUGUAAAUGUUCACGAGUAAAUAACUUCUCUUUAGUGAA
Messenger RNA from Nymphaea colorata (pocket water lily), 822 nucleotides. RefSeq lists its product as uncharacterized. NCBI's taxonomy places the organism in Eukaryota, Viridiplantae, Streptophyta, Magnoliopsida, Nymphaeales, Nymphaeaceae. The transcript has a single exon. The record is from RefSeq and is a predicted model, not a curated record. Bases 83 to 682 code for a protein of 199 amino acids.